GGGGGCUUUUGAGUUGGUCUUUCUCGUGUUAAUGUAUAUCUGAUGAUUCAUUUAUUGAUCUGAAGAUUUACACAUUCGUGAAAUUUAAUGAUGAAAACAAUAGGUGUUCAGGUGCCAAAACCACCUUGUUUCUUCCUUCACUGUCGUGUAUUGAUGGGUGUUCAACUGUUCUUCUUCUUCUUCUUCUUGCUUGCGGGAUGUUCUGACAUCACCAAAUCCAGUGUUGUACGUAAGGUUGAAGGCUCUCAUCAAUCUGUUACGCUGCAACAAAGUGAUGACAAGGUGGUGAUGGAUAAUGGGAUUGUUAGCGUUACGCUGACACGGCCAGAUGGUAACUUGAUUGGAGUAUCAUAUAAUGGGAUUGAUAAUCUUCUUGAACCUCGCAAUCGUCCUGAUAAUAGAGGGUAUUGGGACUUUUCUUGGAACCCACUGGGUGACCGCAGUAGCUACUACAGAUUCAAAGGGACAACGUUUUCCGUUAUAAUGGAGAACCAAGAUCAAGCUGAAGUUUCUUUCUUAUACACAUGGAAUUCUUCCUUGCCUGCAGGAAACAUCCCAAUGAAUGUAGAUAUAAGGUAUAUUUUACGCAGAGGCAGUUCAGGAUUAUAUUCAUAUGCCAUAUUGGAGCGUUCAGAAGAUUUUCCAGCAAUUCGGGUGGAUGUCUUUCGGCUCGUUUACAAGCUCAGCCAAGACCUGUUCCACUACAUGGCUAUAUCAGACGAAAGGCAAAGAGAAAUGCCCACCGCUAAAGAUAGAUCCAACGGCCAAACCCUUGAUUAUCCGGAAGCUGUCCUCUUAACCCAUCCCAGCAACUCUGAUUUCUUAGGAGAGGUGGAUGACAAAUACAUGUACUCGGUGGAGAACAGAGACAACAAAGUGAGCGGAUGGGUCACUUUUAACAGUACCAAUUCAUCAUCAGUUGGGUUCUGGAUGAUUACACCUUCCAACGAAUUCCGUAACGGUGGACCUACCAAGCAAAGUCUCACCUGUCAUGUUGGCCCUGUCACCCUCAACUCUUUCCUUAGCCCGCACUAUGCUGGGAAGGACAUGUCCAUGAUAUUCAAACAAGGCGAGUCCUACACGAAGGUGUUCGGCCCCACUUUUCUGUACCUCAACACUGCUCCCAACCCCCGUGAUUCUCAAACUCUCUGGCAGGAUGCUAAAAACCAGAUGCAAAAGGAAGCUGACAGCUGGCCGUAUGAUUUUCCUCAAUCAAAAGAUUUCGUUCCACCAAAUCAACGGGGAAAAGUGUCUGGACAAUUACUCAUCAGAUGGUACGCUACUACAGGUGAUGCGUCAUUUAGCAUUAGCAAUGCUUACGUUGGCCUGGCCCUGCCAGGAGAUGAAGGAUCAUGGCAAACAGAGAGCAAGGGUUAUCAAUUUUGGACCCAACCUGAUAACAGCGGCUUCUUCACUGUACAAAAUGUUGUGCCUGGGAACUACAACCUCUAUGCCUGGGUCCCUGGCAUUCUUGGAGAUUACAAAUAUCAAUUUGUCAUUACCGUCACUCCAGGAGAUGACAUCCAGUUAGGUCCAUUAUAUUAUUGGCCUCCAAGAAAUGGUCCUACCGUUUGGGAAAUUGGGAUUCCUGAUCGAUCAGCCCAAGAGUUUUAUGUGCCAGACCCAUAUCCUAACCUUGUUAACAAGUUAUACUUAGGGAAGCCUGAACAUAGGUUUAGACAAUACGGCUUGUGGAAACGUUACGUUGAAUUAUAUCCAACCAAUGACCUCGUUUACACUGUUGGUGUUAGUGAUUAUUCCAAAGAUUGGUUCUAUGCUCAAGUUCCCAGGGACCUGGGAAAUGGCACGUACAUUUCAACAACAUGGGAGAUAAGAUUUGAACUCCCAUUUGUAGUCAGAGGAAGUUACGCACUACAUAUUUCCUUAGCGUCAGCCACAAAUUCUCGCUUGAUUGUUUCGUUCAAUAAAGGUGCGAAUCAUCACCAGCGGUUCAACACAGGAUUAAGAGGGGAGGACAAUGCGGUAGCAAGGCACGGGAUUCAUGGAUUGUGUUGGAGGUACAGCAUGCAAGUACCAAGCUAUUUGCUCGUGAGAGGAACCAACACCAUUUACCUCACACAACCCAAAGCUAAAUCGCCUUUUGAAGGAAUUAUGUAUGACUAUAUCCGCUUUGAGAGUCCCUCGCUUUUUGGGUCUGGUAAUAAUAAUUAAUUAAUUUCUAGUUUCUAGAAUUACUUAUAAUAGGAUGCGUGUCUCUGUGUGAUUUGUGUGUUCUUUUUUUGGCCAAAAGCUUUGAUGUUUGUAACUUCUGGCCUUGCAUGAUUCCGAAGCAGUUUGUAAGUCCCGUGGUGCACUGACCGUGAGAAAUGUUGCAUUGUUCAUGGCUCAUGAACAUUGCUUAUAAUUUUUAUAUGAUAGAUUUAUGCAAAA
This is a messenger RNA of Prosopis cineraria, 2391 nucleotides long. Its product is annotated as probable rhamnogalacturonate lyase B. The coding region runs from base 88 to 2172 and encodes 694 amino acids. Gene Ontology annotation, molecular function: catalytic activity; carbohydrate binding. Gene Ontology annotation, biological process: carbohydrate metabolic process. NCBI's taxonomy places the organism in Eukaryota, Viridiplantae, Streptophyta, Magnoliopsida, Fabales, Fabaceae. The transcript is spliced from 15 exons. The record is from RefSeq and is a predicted model, not a curated record.